AUGGACAACGAUGUCACACCUGUAUAUCUGGCUGCCCAAGAAGGCCACCUAGAGGUAUUAAAAUUUCUAGUAUUAGAAGCAGGAGGUUCUCUAUACGUCAGAGCAAAAGAUGGCAUGGCUCCAAUCCAUGCCGCUAGUCAAAUGGGCUGUUUAAAUUGUGUCAAAUGGAUGAUUCAAGAUCAAGGAGUAGAUCCCAAUCUUAGGGAUGGUGAUGGUGCGACACCUCUGCAUUUUGCAGCUUCCAGAGGACACUUGGACACUGUUCGUUGGUUAUUAAAGCAUGGUGCCCGUUUAUCAUUAGACAAAUUCGGAAAAAGCCCCAUCAACGAUGCAGCGGAAAAUCAACAAGUUGAGGGAAACAGUGUAGCUAGCGACUGUUCGAACUGCAAACCCAAGUCAAUUAGUAGCAACAAUACCAUGAAACACAAUAAUUCAGAACCGUUUUAUCUUCAUCCACCUUUAAGUGACAGAUCGAUGGAGCCUGCCCAUGCACCGGAAAAUGGGCUAUAUAUUAAUCCAAUGAGCAAACAUAGACACAGCGUAAGCAGUGGAAAUGGAGAAUCGUUUUACUUGCACAAUCCCCAGGAGGUAAUCUACAAUAGAGUCAAAGACCUUUUCGAAUCAACACAGAGACAACAAGGUCUUUCAGCUUUAACAGUAAAAGUAGAAGUCCAUUCAAGCAGCAGUGGUGCUGGAUCAGAUGAAAAUCUAUCUUCUUCAGAUAUGUCGGAACGAUCAGGGGACCACGAACACGAUUACGAAGACAUUUAUAUGAUCAGAGAAGAAAACAAAGCUUUAGAAAGAAAUAAAAACCGAUCCCGUUCAAGAGACUCUGGCUCGCAUAGUAGAUCUGGAUCUGUAACGUCGUCCAAUUCUGGAGGUCACGUUGUAGUUCAUUUGACUACAGAUAACAACAAUAACGACCAUCGAGGUGCAAUUGGCAAAGCUGAGGAGAUAUACCAAAAAGAGAGUGGCAAGGAAAAGAUAGUAGCAAAUGAGUCAGGCCUCUCUUCAGGAACUUCGCCACUAAGCUCUGAAGAUGAGCCGGAAAAAGUGAAGCUCGGACCACGCCACUCACUUCCUCCCAAAACCAAUAAUGCCACCAGUAAUACCAAAAUUUUGAAAAGAGUGACUUCAGUUCCACUGGAAACAUCCGUUCCGCCUCCACCACCUCCACCACCAAAUGCUAUGCGCUUCGAUCCCGACGACGAGCCAAGAGGAGCUGAAAUCGUGGAGGUCGUCGAGGAACCGACUUUAAAACCGUCAGAUAUUUUGAAAGGGAUGUGCCGCAGUAUGUCUGCUUUAUAUCUCACCAUAGUCAGUCUAGAUGGAGACGAAGCAGAUAAACACGGUCCGAAUUUAGUGAACAAACAGCGAGUGUUACCUUUCAUCCCCCCGUCUUUUCCCGGAAGUGCGAAUUCGAAUAAUUUGAUCAAGCCGUCGGAGUAUCUAAGAAGUAUCAGUGAUAAGCGGUCGUCGAUUAGUUCCGUGAGAAGUUUGUCGGAAAGUGAGGAUACUGAAAACAAAUUUGAAGAAAAAAGAGACAUUGCGAGAAUUGCUCCUGGACCACCACCGCCUCCUCUGCCGGAUCUUAAUCUAAAAGAGGUUCCAGAAAAAGACAACACAGGUAAUAUAAUUCCAGCAUGGAAAAGGCAAAUGUUAGCCAAAAAAGCAGCUGAAAAGGCUCGGAAAGAAUUGGAAGAACAAUUGUGGCGGGAAGCAGAGGAAAAACGGUUGCAAGCGAUUCCCCAGUGGAAACGACAGCUUUUACAAAAGAAGGAGGAGGCUGAAUAUAAAAUAAGAUCAACCUUAUAUACUCCCAAAGUAGUAGACGAGCCAAAAAUAAAGAUUCAAGAUACCGAAAUAAUUUCUAGAUCUCCCGAGUUGAAGGACGAGAACGAGAACGAGGAGCAUUUUUACAACGAUGACAGCAUCAAACUAGAAAAUGAACCGAUCGAAGGAGAAGAACAGUCCGACGAGGAACCUGCUAACAUCAUUCCGUGGAGAGCGCACCUGCGGAAAACAAACAGCAAGUUAAAUCUAUUAGAAUAG
This is a messenger RNA of Diabrotica balteata, 2052 nucleotides long. The record is from the annotation of a GenBank genome assembly. Lineage: Eukaryota; Metazoa; Arthropoda; Insecta; Coleoptera; Chrysomelidae.